This is a messenger RNA of Myotis brandtii (Brandt's bat), 1164 nucleotides long. It is a transcript of the gene NDUFAF5, whose product is annotated as NADH dehydrogenase (ubiquinone) complex I, assembly factor 5. Gene Ontology annotation, biological process: mitochondrial respiratory chain complex I assembly. The transcript is spliced from 11 exons. Gene Ontology annotation, molecular function: S-adenosylmethionine-dependent methyltransferase activity. The record is from RefSeq and is a predicted model, not a curated record. Bases 90 to 1145 code for a protein of 351 amino acids. Gene Ontology annotation, cellular component: mitochondrion. NCBI's taxonomy places the organism in Eukaryota, Metazoa, Chordata, Mammalia, Chiroptera, Vespertilionidae.
CCAAACUACCUCCGCUUUCCCUCCGCGAAGAGCUCUAGAGUAGUCGCCGAAGCUGCGGCGGCGCAUGCGCGCGACAGGCGCGCCAGCAAAUGGCACUAUUCCGGGAGAUGCUGCCGCUGACCGGGUUCUGGCUCCGGUGGCGGCGACCUUCGGUGGCGGGGGUCCCGGGGAAGAACCUUGGUGUCCGAAAGGUCGCCUCUGGCGUCUCUCCCCCGGGCAGCGCCUCGCCCAGAGCUCUAAAUAUCUUCGAUCGGGAUUUGAAGAGGAAACAGAAGAACUGGGCGGCCCGGCAGCCCGAGCCUAUGAAGUUUGAGUACCUGAAGGAAGAGGUUGGAAGUCGGAUUGCGGACCGUGUAUAUGACAUAGCCAGAGAUUUUCCCCUUGCUUUGGAUGUUGGUUGUGGAAGAGGUUACAUAGCACAAAAUUUGAAUAAGGAAACAGUUGGAAAGUUUUUCCAAGCGGACAUAGCAGAAAAUGCUUUGAAAAAUACCUUAGAAACGGAAAUUCCUACUGUCACUGUUUUAGCUGAUGAAGAAUUCCUUCCUUUCAGAGAAAAUACAUUUGACCUGGUGGUUAGCAGUUUAAGUUUGCACUGGGUGAAUGACCUUCCUCGAGCACUUGAACAGAUUCAUUAUGUUUUAAAACCAGAUGGAGUUUUUAUUGGUGCGAUGUUUGGAGGCGACACCCUCUAUGAACUUCGGUGUUCAUUACAGUUAGCAGAAACGGAAAGGGAAGGAGGAUUUUCUCCACACAUUUCUCCUUUCACUGCUGUCAAUGACCUGGGACAUCUGCUCGGGAGAGCUGGCUUUAAUACACUGACUGUGGACACUGAUGAAAUUCAAGUUAACUAUCCUGGAAUGUUUGAAUUGAUGGAAGAUUUACAAGGAAUGGGUGAGAGUAACUGUGCCUGGAAUAGAAAAGCUCUCCUGCACCGAGACACGAUGCUGGCGGCUGCGGCGGUGUACCAAGAAAUGUACAGAAAUGAGGAUGGUUCGGUGCCUGCCACAUAUCAGAUCUAUUACAUGAUAGGAUGGAAAUACCAUGAUUCACAGGCAAGACCAGCUGAAAGAGGUUCUGCAACUGUGUCAUUUGGAGAGCUCGGAAAAAUAAACAAUCUUAUAUCACAGGGGGAAAAGUCACAAUAAAUACUCUAUUCAAUGUUAA